Molecule: messenger RNA, 2112 nt
Organism: Siniperca chuatsi (mandarin fish)
Lineage: Eukaryota; Metazoa; Chordata; Actinopteri; Centrarchiformes; Sinipercidae
Gene: piga
Product: phosphatidylinositol glycan anchor biosynthesis, class A
Exons: 7
Coding region: 201-1676 (491 amino acids)
Biological process (GO): GPI anchor biosynthetic process
Cellular component (GO): glycosylphosphatidylinositol-N-acetylglucosaminyltransferase (GPI-GnT) complex
Molecular function (GO): phosphatidylinositol N-acetylglucosaminyltransferase activity
Source: RefSeq, a predicted model, not a curated record
AACAGCUCCAUGGUGCGUCAUUGCGUGUGACGUAAGGAAACACCAGGAAGUGAUACAGGCGGCUAACUGGCUAGCUCGGGGCUAGCGAGUAGAAAUGAAUCUCCAUCUGAAACAUAGUUGUGUGUGUUUUCAGAGGCUGGAACAAGACUGACAUUUUGUUCACGCACUAGUGAGGUGCACAGCCACACAAGGAAUCUACAAUGGGCCAGCGAAGGAGAGCAGCAGCUGUGAAUAACCCUUCGUCUCAUAGAGUCUCUGGAGCUCCUGCAGAGGUUGCCAGGGUCCCCAGCAGGAAGCACAACAUCUGCAUGGUGUCUGACUUCUUCUAUCCGAAUAUGGGAGGAGUAGAAAGUCACAUUUACCAGCUAUCACAGUGUUUGAUUGAAAAGGGACACAAGGUGGUGAUUGUCACCCAUGCCUAUGGCAGGAGGAAGGGUGUCAGGUACUUGACCAACGGACUGAAGGUCUACUACCUCCCCCUGCAGGUGAUGUACAACCAGUCCACAGCCACCACCUGCUUCCACAGUCUCCCACUGCUGCGCUGUGUGUUUGUAAGGGAAUGCAUCACUGUGGUGCAUGCACACAGCUCGUUCUCUGCCAUGGGCCAUGAUGCACUGUUCCACGCUAAGACCAUGGGCCUUAACACGGUAUUCACUGACCACUCACUCUUUGGCUUUGCUGAUGUGAGCUCUGUGCUGACCAACAAGCUUCUGACUGUGACGCUGUGUGACACCAGCCACAUUGUGUGCGUGUCAUACACCAGUAAGGAGAACACAGUGCUCCGUGCAGCACUCAACCCAGAGAUAGUGUCUGUUAUUCCCAACGCUGUUGACCCGACGGACUUCACCCCUGACCCCUCCCAGCGCCAAGACGACAGGAUCACUAUUGUUGUGGUCAGCCGUCUUGUCUACCGUAAAGGAAUUGAUCUUCUUGGUGGAAUAAUCCCAGAGCUCUGUCUCAAACAUCCAGAUCUGCAUUUCCUGAUUGGUGGAGAGGGGCCAAAGAGAAUUGUCCUGGAGGAAGUGAGAGAGAAAUACCAACUACAUGAAAGGGUGCGUCUGCUGGGGGCUUUGGAGCAUAAAGAUGUUCGUAGAGUUCUGGUGCAGGGUCACAUCUUCCUCAACACAUCUCUGACUGAAGCGUUCUGCAUGGCCAUUUUAGAAGGAGCCAGCUGUGGACUGCAGGUGGUCAGCACUCGUGUGGGGGGCAUUCCUGAGGUGUUACCUGAGGACUUGAUUACCUUGUGUGAGCCUACUGUGCGGUCAUUGUGUGCUGGUCUGGAGACGGUCAUUGCCCGGCAGCGUUCAGGAUCCGUCCCCUCCCCCGCCUCUAUCCACGCUUCCGUGGAAAAUCUCUACACCUGGAGAAACGUUGCCGAGAGGACUGAAAAGGUGUAUGACCGAGUAGCUGGAGAGGAGGUGCUUCCCCUGGACAGACGGUUACGAAGGCUGAGGGCUCACUGCGGCCCUGUGGCUGGCUCCAUUUUUGCAUUUGUAGCUGUUUUAGACUUCCUCUUCCUGCUGCUUCUGCAGUGGUUGGUGCCAGAUCGGGUCAUGGACGUCGCUGUGGACGCCAGCGGACCUCAAGGACUAUGGAGGCAGGAACCAAGCUGUAAAGUCAGAGCUCCUUCUAAAAGUGCCAUGAAGCGAGCAGCAGAGCCGGAAAGUUCAUCAUAGUAAUCAGACUAUACCUCUGCCUCAUUAAUAGCUGCUUACAUGGCGUCCUCUUUAUGGUGCUGACUGACAUGAAACAUGGCUACUGAAUGCUGAAUGUGCUCAUGGUGACUCCAAACAUUGUUUACAGUUACUUAUCAAAAGAGACCUUGUGUGAAAGCAUUUGCACUGAACAGAGAGAGUAAAAGGGCUUGUUAAUUGUUCACUAGGAAACAAAAUGGCAGUAACCUAUAUUCACAUGGAUGCAAACAUAAUUUUGUGCAGAGCUGUACAUCUGUGCAAAUUCCUUUAUUUGUCUGAUUUUGAUAUCAUGAAUGCCUCUCCUUUAUUUAAUAAUUUCAGAUGGUACAUAUUUAUAUGAAACCUGGGAGUUUUUUUCAGAUGGUGUGACUCCCAGACAAUCCACUCUGGAAAAUAAAGUGUAGUUUCUAAUGUUUAA